CCCCAAGAAACAAAACGGAGGUCAGACAACAGCAGUUUGGCAGAGUGUGACUGGACAUGGCCCGUGUCGCACGCAUGCACACACAAACAUAUAGCCUGUAGCACGUUUAAAGUCUGACCGCCAAGAACAGCCGAAGUUAAGAUGGCAUUGACUGGGGCUGAAGAUAUGCCACGGCAGUUCCCAAAGAUUGCCUUGACUGAUGUGGAUGAGGAAGUUCGUCUGUUGGCGGAGAAGGUGUAUGCCUCUGCACUAAAAGAAGAAGACACAAAAGAUGCCCUGUCCAUGUACACUGUACCCGAGGACUGUCCCAUUGGCCUUCAGGAAGCCAAACAGAGGGAGCUACUCAGGGAACUGGCUGAGCAACAGUCAGAAGAAAGUGCCAAACGGAAGAAGAGUUUUAAGAUGAUUCGGUCCCAAUCUAUGUCACUGCAAAUCCCAUUAAGUACAGAAAGUGUCCGGGGUGUAGUGACCCCCCUGAUUACCCCGUCCUCCACUUGCUCAUCCAUUUCGCCAAAUUUCCCGGAGUAUCAAAGAGUCACCAUUAGCGGAGACUACUGUGCUGGGAUUACAGUUGAGGACUAUGAGCAGGCAGCUAAAAGUCUGCUAAAGGCUCUUUUCAUUCGAGAAAAAUACUCCAAACUGGCAUAUCACCGCUUCCCAUGGACUACGGCACAGUUCCUACGUAAUGCAGCGAAUGAAAGGUGGACAGAAGAGGACGAAAUCCUCCCAGAUAUUUGUCCAUGCCCUGGUGAGGGAGAGGAUCCUUACAGCAUGGAGAAUGUUCCAGAAAACCUUAAUUAUCAGAUGAAGAUGAAAGAUGGAAUUAUUUAUGUAUAUGAAAACGCUGAAGCUCUAAGCAUGAACAAACCACGCUGCCUUCCAUAUCCAGACCUGGAAACAUUUGCUAUCGACAUGAGUCAUGUGCUCGCCAUGAUUGCUGAUGGACCUACUAAGACCUACUGUCAUAGACGACUAAACUUCCUUGGGUCAAAGUUUUACCUACAUGAAAUGCUCAACGAAAUGGCCGAACUGAAAGAGCUCAAGGGCGUUCCUCAUAGAGAUUUCUACAAUGUCAGAAAGGUAGACACCCAUAUCCACGCAGCAGCAUGUAUGAACCAGAAACACCUGCUCGAUUUCAUCCAAACCACAUACAAAACUGAUGCAGAGAGAGUUGUUCUGGAGAAGGCGGGGCUUAAACUAACUCUCAAACAGGUGUUUAACAACCUGAACAUGGACCCUUAUGAUCUUACGGUAGACUCUUUAGACGUUCAUGCUGGCAGACAAACCUUUCACCGCUUUGACAAAUUCAACUCAAAGUACAAUCCUGUUGGAGCAAGCGAGCUGCGGGAAAUCUACCUGAAGGCUGACAAUUAUAUUAAUGGGGAGUAUUUUGCCCGCUUGAUCAAGGAAGUCGCACAUAAUCUGGAAGAGAGCAAGUAUCAGCAUGCAGAACCGCGAAUGUCCAUAUAUGGUCGUUCCCCUGAGGAGUGGGAAAGUCUCUCCCAUUGGUUUAUUCAGCACAAAGUGUACUCUCCAAAUAUGCGCUGGAUCAUUCAAGUGCCCCGAAUAUAUGACAUUUUCAGGUCACGCAAGUUGGUUCCUAAUUUUGCCAAGAUGCUCGAAAAUAUUUUCCUUCCUUUGUUCGAGGCCACAGUGAAUCCUCAAAAGCACAAAGAGCUCCACGUGUUUCUAAAAUAUGUGACUGGCUUUGACAGUGUGGACGAUGAAUCCAAGCACAGCGAUCACAUGUUCUCUUAUAAGAGCCCUAAACCUGAGCAAUGGACAACAGAUGACAACCCACCAUACAGCUACUACCUCUUCCACAUGUACGCCAACAUCAUGGUGCUCAACAACCUCAGGAAGGAACGUGGUCUUAGUACCUUUCAGUUUCGUCCGCACUGUGGAGAAGCUGGUUCCAUCACACACCUGGUUUCAGCUUUCCUCACCGCAGACAACAUCUCUCACGGCUUAAACCUGAAAAAGAGUCCUGUGCUGCAGUACCUGUAUUAUCUUGCCCAAGUGCCCAUUGCCAUGUCUCCUCUGAGUAACAACAGUCUGUUUCUGGAAUACUCCAAGAACCCACUGCGAGAGUUCCUGCAUAAAGGCCUGUGUGUGUCGCUCUCUACUGAUGACCCCAUGCAGUUUCACUACACCAAGGAGGCUUUAAUGGAGGAGUACGCCAUUGCAGCACAGCUCUGGAAAUUAAGCACAUGUGACGUCUGUGAAAUCGCCAGAAACAGCGUCGUGCAGAGCGGCCUUUCUCAUGAGGAGAAAAAGCACUUCCUUGGGGUCAGUUACCUGAAAGAUGGACCUGAAGGGAAUGACAUUCGGCGGACAAAUGUGGCCCAGAUCCGAAUGGCCUACAGACACGAGACCCUGUGUAACGAACUCAGCUUCCUAGUGGAUGCUGUCAAGUCAGAGGUGGUUGGGUUACAGUAGUUAGUUGUUCGGUAUUGUCUCUACUGAGCUCUUUGUGCCCACAUAUGCAUGAUUGCUAUUUUUAUAUACUGUAAGAAUGGAAGCAUAGGGACCCAAAUGCUAUGUUGUUUAUUUAUUUAGUCUUGCCCUGCUUCUCAGAUUUAUAAUUCCCUAUCAUGGCACAGACAAAUAAUUUAGUUAUUAGAAAUGAGUUAUUCUAAUAACUAUAUAGAACUAUACAGUUUAAAAAUGUCUUGACAAAUAUGUCUGUUAAACAGAACUGAGAGUAGGUAUAGUGAGUCCAGUCAUAUUGGGGUGAUAUAAAGACAAUAAGUCUCUUUUUUUUAAUUUCCUGACAUUACAAUAGGAUCCAAAUCUCUCCCAUUUUUAAGUCACCACAACAUGACGUAGAAGUGCGGUUUUCCCCUGCCCUCCGAAAUGAUUGACAGCUGCAUAUUAACAUAUCUACAUAGUAACACGUAUAAUCAUUUCAAAAAGGCAGGACGUGCGCAAAGCAAUUGGGACUAAAAGAUCUGUUCAGCUCUCUGUGAUCAUCCAUCAUCAUCAAAUGUGAUCAAGAGUGAGUUUUACAAGUUUAAAACCUUUUUAAAACAGUGCAUGUUUGUUAUGAAUUACAGCGAUUUUACCACCACAGCCGCAUGUCAGUACAAUUCUAAUAGAAGAUACUUCAAUCCUGCUUUGUGGACGUUAAAUCAGGUUUAUUUUGUACAUUAAAUAACAGAUAUCCAUACAACAGUGGAUAUAACUGUGUAUCCUGUCGUUAAACAAGCAGUGUGUGUUUGUGUCCUCUGUGUAUGUGUGUGAACUUUGUAAUGCCAUUGUAUGCAGAGGUGUGAACCUAUACUGGUCUCACGGUUCGGUUCGGUCACGAUUAUCAUGCCAUCGAUUCGGUUCAAUUCGAUAUUUCGGUGCAUCACGGUGCAAUGACGAUGCUUUCCAUACACAGUGUUGUAUUUUGGGGGGGUGGCUAACUAGCUGUCUGUAUAAACACACACACACACAGCACCACACCGUCUCUCAUUCACACACAUACACAAACAUAGACAGCACCAAACAAACACACACACACAGGCACGCGCACACACACACACACACACACACACGCCACGCAGGAGCGAUAUUGUGAGACCGCCCACUCCUGUUAAAAUUACACCAGAGUUACCGACCGCUGCCGCACUUUAUUCGGAAAUUUAUUCCCGCGCCGCAUGAAUUCUGGUCGGGUCCUGCGACAAUGCACAGGUAUAGCCGCAGGAAUGCAUACAGCCAAGAGGAAAAGAGAGGGGAGAAAAAGUCACGCCAGCAGCCGAGAGGAAAAGGUGAAAUGGGCCACAGUGAGAGAGAGAGAGAGAAAUAGAAUACCGUCAUUCCCUUAAUCGCAGAGAAAUAGGGGCUUCUGCUGUAAGUGCCAGUGAAAGACUUUCCAGAAAACACACACACAGUGACAUUUUUAAGUAGUUGGCGCCUGUAGUGUUGUAAAUACCCGCGCUCACCUCCCUCGCGACAGAGCGCAUAUGAGAUGAAUGACGUCGGUACAUAAUAACCAGUUAUUAUUAUUACUGAACCGAUACCGAAUUGUCCGCGUCUGCAUCCCGGUGCACCGAGGAAACAAUUAAUUUUGACACCCCUAAUUGUAUGUGACUCAUCGUUGCAGAAAGGCUUGAAUUAACUCCACAAAAAAAUACAUCAAAUAAUCAUAAAGUUCCUACUGUAGUACUUCUCACAAACGUUACGUGAGACCUGUUUCUUUCGUGUCUGUCACUGGGCUGUUUAUCUGACGGAGACACACUGACAGGCACGUGGGCGGUGGGUGGGGAGAACUUGCAUUAAAGGCACAGGCAACAAAAACAGCUACACUGUGUUUAAAGCAGAAAAUCGCAACAUCCCGAAAGGUGUAAUAAAUAAUCUGAUGGGUGUUUUGAGCUGAAACUUUACAGACACAUUCUGGAGACACAAAAGUCUUCUCUUCAAUCUUGAAAAAGAGGUAAAAUAGGUGCCCUUUAAUAUAUAAAAUGUAAAAUGUGACCAUGGAGCGCAAAAAACUAUCUCAUGUUGCACAGAAAUAUUUUGGUAAUAGCUAAAAUACAUAGCAUGGGUUAAAACGGUUUAUUUUUCUUUGAAGCCAAAAUUCAUUAGAUAUUUAAAGGAGACCUACAGUAUUAUGCCCCUUUUUACAAGAUGUAAUAUACGUUUCUAAUGUCCCUAGAGUGUGUAUGUGAAGUUUCAGCUUGUUAUAAACCAAAAAUAAUGACUCUUUCAAACUACGCCUUUUAGGCUUCGAUCAAAAGUGUGCUGUUUCGGUGACUGUCGCUUUAAAUUCAAAUGAAAUUGUGCUCUUUUCGAAAGAGGGCGGAGCUACAAUGGUCUAUGUGUCAGAAUAGUGGCUGCUUCUCACUCACUGCUGUCUAUGCUAAUGAGGAAGAGAUCAUUACAAAUGGGCUGGACUUUCCCCCUCUGAUGACACGUAUUAAAAGGGAGAAUGUCAAUCAAAGUGUUUCUGCAGACUGUUUUUAUCAAGUGUGGUUAUAAAAUCAUUUUUACGAUUAAAGGCUGGCUAUAUUCA
This is a messenger RNA of Danio aesculapii, 4999 nucleotides long. It is a transcript of the gene ampd3a, whose product is annotated as adenosine monophosphate deaminase 3a. The record is from RefSeq and is a predicted model, not a curated record. Bases 142 to 2439 code for a protein of 765 amino acids. Gene Ontology annotation, biological process: IMP salvage; AMP metabolic process. Gene Ontology annotation, molecular function: AMP deaminase activity. Gene Ontology annotation, cellular component: cytosol. Lineage: Eukaryota; Metazoa; Chordata; Actinopteri; Cypriniformes; Danionidae. The transcript has 15 exons.